CGACCCGCUCGGCGUGAGCUCCCCCGCAGGCCCCGGCCUCAGCCUCUACAUGAGCGAGGAGGAGGUGCGCAGGCUGAUCGGUCUUGAUGCAGAGCUAUAUUAUGUGAGGAAUGAUCUUAUUAAUCACUACGCAUUGUCCUUCAAUCUGUUAAUACCCAGUGAGACCAAUAGUCUUCAUUUCAGUUGGCAUGCUAAAUCCAAGGUUGAAUAUAAACUGGGAUUUCAGGUAGAUAAUGCAAUGGCUAUAGAUAUGCCUCAGACUAAUAUUUCUGUACAAGGAGAAGUCCCUCGUGCUUUAUCAGUGUUUCGUGUUGAACUCUCCUGCACAGGCAGACUAGAUUCUGAGGUUACAAUAUUAAUGCAGCUCAACUUAACAAUAAAUUCCUCAAAAAAUAUCACAGUCUUAAAUUUCAAACGAAGGAAAAUGUGCUACAAAAAAUUUGAACAAGAAGUAAAAACUCCAACAUCUGACAAAAACAGCAGCAAAGCUAUUUUUGAUCCUGUAAAUGCCGCUCCCACCACUUCUACCCGUGUGUUUUAUAUCAGUGUAGGGGUUUGCUGUGCUGUUAUAUUCCUGGUGGCAAUAAUAUUAGCUGUCUUGCAUCUUCAUAGUAUGAAAAGAAUAGAGUUGGAUGACAGCAUUAGUGACAGCAGCAGCUCACAAGGUUUAUCUCAGCCCUCUACACAGACGACACAGUACCUGAGAGCUGACACCCCUAACAAUGCCACACCAGUAACCAGCUCCUCAGGUUAUCCUACAUUACGUAUAGAGAAGAAUGAUCUUAAAAGCGUCACCUUGAUGGAGGCAAAAGCUAAAGUGAAGGACAUAGCAAUCUCCAGAGAGAGGAUAACUCUAAAAGAUGUACUCCAAGAAGGCACCUUUGGACGCAUUUUCCAUGGAAUUUUAAUAGAGGAAAAAGACCCCAGUAAAGAGAAACAAGUUUUUGUCAAAACAGUCAAAGAUCAAGCCUCAGAAGUGCAAGUGACAAUGAUGCUGACAGAAAGCUGUAAACUCCGAGGCCUUCAUCACAGGAACCUGCUCCCUAUCACCCAUGUCAGUAUAGAAGAUGGGGAGAAACCCAUGGUGCUGCUGCCUUUCAUGAACUGGGGGAACCUUAAGCUGUUCCUGCGCCAGUGCAAGUUAGUAGAGGCCAACAAUCCUCAGGCAAUUUCCCAGCAGGAUCUUGUUCAUAUGGCUAUUCAGAUUGCCUGUGGAAUGAGUUAUUUAGCCAGAAGGGAGGUCAUUCACAAAGACCUGGCUGCUAGAAACUGUGUCAUUGAUGAUGCACUUCAGGUCAAGAUUACAGACAAUGCGCUAUCCCGAGACCUAUUCCCCAUGGACUAUCAUUGUCUGGGAGAUAAUGAAAACAGGCCAGUGCGGUGGAUGGCUCUUGAAAGCUUGGUUAACAAUGAAUUUUCCAGUGCUAGUGAUGUGUGGGCAUUUGGAGUAACACUCUGGGAGCUGAUGACUUUGGGGCAGACUCCGUAUGUGGAUAUUGACCCUUUUGAGAUGGCUGCAUAUCUAAAGGAUGGAUACAGAAUAGCUCAGCCAAUCAACUGCCCUGAUGAACUGUUUGCUGUGAUGGCCUGUUGUUGGGCCCUAGAUCCUGAGGAAAGACCCAAAUUCCAGCAGCUAGUGCAAUGUCUAACGGAAUUCCAUGCAGCUCUGGGAGCCUAUGUCUGAAGCUUCAGGCAUGGAUUCCAUAUGCUACUUGGGAAGGGACAGUGCAUACACGUCCAGCGCCAUGCAUCACUUGGACCUACUCACGCACUACAUGUAUAAAGCAACGCCAACGGGAGAAAGCACUUCUUCCAAAACACUGUGCCUUAGAAUGCUUUUGUAGCCUGACUUUUUUGUAAGACCUCUUGAUGUCGAGUAUUUUCUAGAUAUCACUUUUGCUAAGUUAAAUUGAGACCAUUUUAUUUGCCACCAGGUUUUCUAAAAUAUUAGUGAUAGUGAACUUGAACACAAGAGUUGGACGGACUUUUGCACUGUUACAACAGACACAGAGUUGGUUUUUUAAAGGUUAUUUUAGAGCUGGUAGGAAAAGGGGGAAAUUAUGCAAACAACAUUGCAGAGACUUUUCCCAUUUAGAAACUGAAAUUUUCUGACCAGUUCUAGUGCUUGAUCUUGUAUUUAUCUGGAAUAGCUUUUUAGUAUCAACUGCUUUUCUUUUGAGACGAUGGCACAAAAACAUUGGGUCCAUAAGUGGCAUCUUAUUUUUUAACCCAUUCUUCAUCAACGGUUCUUGGAAAAGCUGGUCUUCAAGAUGCAAUAUCACCUUUCUAAGACAAUAAGCAAUUAUG
Emys orbicularis (European pond turtle) is the source of this 2307-nucleotide messenger RNA. RefSeq names its product receptor like tyrosine kinase (gene RYK). NCBI's taxonomy places the organism in Eukaryota, Metazoa, Chordata, Testudines, Emydidae. The coding region runs from base 50 to 1684 and encodes 544 amino acids. Gene Ontology annotation, biological process: axonogenesis; multicellular organism development; protein phosphorylation. Gene Ontology annotation, molecular function: ATP binding; protein kinase activity. The transcript is spliced from 15 exons. The record is from RefSeq and is a predicted model, not a curated record. Gene Ontology annotation, cellular component: plasma membrane; signaling receptor complex.